GUGGAAGUUACUGACACGCUCAUUGGCUGUGAGACCUUCAUCUGUAGGAGCGCGUCUUUCGGAGAAACCGGAAGUGGAGUUAUCGAAAGGUAACCAGAAAUGGAGAGAAAAGUAAGAAGAAUCUGCCUUGCUUCUGAACCCAAUAUUAUUCAUUUUCUGCAAGUAUCUUGGGAGAAAACACUAGGAUCUGGUUUUGUUAUUACACUUACUGAUGGUCAGUCUGCAUGGAUUGGGACAGUUUCCGAAUCAGAGAUUUCCCAAGAAGCUGAUGACAUGGCAAUGGAAAAAGAGAAAUAUGUUGAUGAGCUGAGAAAAGCGUUGGUGUCAGAAACAGGGCCAGCUGAUGCAUACAACUUUAAUUUUUCUAAAGAGUCUUGUCACUUCUCCUUCGAGAAAAACCUGAAAGAUGUUUCAUUCAGACUUGGUUCCUUCAACCUAGAGAAAGUUGCAAGCCCAGCUGAGGUCAUUAGAGAACUUAUUUGUUACUGCCUGGACACCAUCACAGAAAACCAAGCCAAAAAUGAGCACCUGCAGAAAGAAAAUGAAAGGCUUCUGAGAGAUUGGAAUGAUAUUGAAGGACGGUUUGAAAAAUGUGUGAGUGCGAAGGAAGCUUUGGAGAUGGAUCUUUAUGAACGAUUUAUUUUGGUGUUGAAUGAGAAGAAAACAAAGAUUCGAACCUUACAGAAAUCAUUAAAUGAAAUUCAAGAACUACAAAAGAACACUGAAUGUGAAAGGGAAACUGCAACCUGUUCUGAAAUGACUGUUGACAGAGAUGCAAUCUAUGAUGAAAGUACUGAUGAGGAAAGUGAAAAUCUGUCUGGUCUCUCUGUGUUGGCUGCAGCCACGGAAAGAAAAGAAGAUUCCAUUAUUUCAAGUCCUGAUGUCAUCGAUAUUGCACCAAGUAGAAAGAGGAGGCAGCGAAUGCUAAAAAAUCUUGGGACAGAACCUAAAAUUGCUCCUCAGGAAUCUCAACUGCAAGAAAAGGAAAAACUUGAUCCUUCACUACCUGAGUCAUUGAAAAAGGAGCACAUUUCAACUGAAAACAUGUCUUUGGAAACGCUAAGGAACAGCAGUCCAGAAGACCUCUUUGAUGAGAUUUAACAGUCUCAAAAAAGUACUUUGAUGUUCACUAGACUAUGUUUUUUAUUCAUUUCUGUAAAAUGAAAAAGCAAAAUUUCAGCUGAGCAGCAGCUAUUACUGAACCUUACAGUUUAAUUACAUACACACUGCGAUGAAACCAUUGUGCAAAAUGGAUUACACAUGUAUGUGAAGAUCAGAUUUGAUGACAGUACAUUAUUCUAAACUAUUCAUUCAACAUGCCUAUAAUUACAUAAAAUCUCAGACGUUUUAUUGCAAAGGACACACUUAUUUCAUUCACUCACACAUAUUAUAUGUGGUUGCUAUCUAACAUCCUGUCUAGGAAGAUUUUGAAAUAGGACAAAGAAAACUUUUUACAAUGUCUGCAGUUCUUUUUGAAUAGUCAUGUUCUCAAUAAUGAUAUUUGAGCAAUUUAAUUUGUGGGAUAAUAUAUAAAACAGUUUAGUUUGUA
Messenger RNA from Tupaia belangeri chinensis (Chinese tree shrew), 1549 nucleotides. It is a transcript of the gene XRCC4, whose product is annotated as X-ray repair cross complementing 4. Lineage: Eukaryota; Metazoa; Chordata; Mammalia; Scandentia; Tupaiidae. The record is from RefSeq and is a predicted model, not a curated record. The transcript has 8 exons. Gene Ontology annotation, cellular component: DNA-dependent protein kinase-DNA ligase 4 complex; nucleus; DNA ligase IV complex. Gene Ontology annotation, molecular function: DNA binding. Gene Ontology annotation, biological process: immunoglobulin V(D)J recombination; double-strand break repair via nonhomologous end joining; response to X-ray. The coding region runs from base 100 to 1101 and encodes 333 amino acids.